This is a messenger RNA of Hydra vulgaris (swiftwater hydra), 2263 nucleotides long. Its product is annotated as adenosine deaminase. Gene Ontology annotation, cellular component: cytosol. Lineage: Eukaryota; Metazoa; Cnidaria; Hydrozoa; Anthoathecata; Hydridae. The record is from RefSeq and is a predicted model, not a curated record. Gene Ontology annotation, biological process: hypoxanthine salvage; adenosine catabolic process; inosine biosynthetic process. Gene Ontology annotation, molecular function: adenosine deaminase activity.
AAUAAUAUUUUCGCAUUAUAUUCAGUUGCGAUAUAUAUAUAUAUAUAUAUUUAUAUACAGUAAAAAGAAACAAAAAACAAUCAUGAUUUUAUAUGCUUAAUUAUUUUCUUGACCAGAAUCAGAGGAUAGAAAAGUAAUGCUAUAAAGAAUUAAAUUUAACCAUGGCAACCUCUGCAGAAGAAAAGGAACUUGCAGUUCGAAAUCUUUUAAAAACUGCUCCAAAGCCUCAAUUGCACAUACAUUUAGAUGGAUCGCUUUCAUUCGAUUUUAUAAAGUCUUCUGCUAAAAGAAUGAAAUUACAAGAACCCGAAAGAUUUGCUUCGCUGUUUCCUUUAAAUAUUGAAAAUUUAUCCGAGAACGAAAUUAGCAAUUACCUCUGGUCCUUAAAAGAGGUGCAACACAUACAAGGAGAUAUUGUAUCUGGAAAUGGAAACUGGAAAAUGUUUGACUUUUGCAAUCAGUUCCUUCAAACAAAGUUGGACUUGAAGGAAGCUGUAUACGAUCUUGUUAUGAGACAACAUCGAGAAUAUGGGGUAAACUACAUAGAAAUUCGUUUUGCUCCUAAACUACAUAACUUAUGCGGGUUGUCCGAUAAAGAAGUAGUUACAAGUACUCUGGAUGGAUUUGAAUCUGCAAAAAAAGAUCUUUCUAACAUUGGCGUUCAUUUGAAUGGAGGAUUAAUACUGUGCGCUUUGCGUUCUCAUUCGGUUGAAGAUGCUAAAAAUGUGUUAAAACUUGUUCUAGAGACAAACGCUCUUGGGUUUGACAUUGCUGGAGACGAAGGCAGCUAUCCAUUAUUGUUGUUUGAAGGAGUUUUGAGAGAAGCAAAAAAUCAAGGAUGUUUUAUAACUGUUCAUGCCGGUGAGUGGAGUUCUCUGGAUUAUCCAACAGUACAAGAUAAUCUUCGUCUAGCAGUAGAUAUUGGUGUACAUAGAAUAGGUCAUGGUUUAGACUUAAAAAAUUCUCCAGAAAACUUAAUUAAUGAUGUACUUUUAAAAGAUAUAGGUGUUGAGGUAUGUUUAACAGAAAACUGCGGUAACCCUGAUCGAUGUACUGGAUAUGCAGAUCAUCCAAUAAAAUAUAUGCUUGAAAAUAAAAUAAAAGUGUGCGGAUUAAACUGCGAUAAUACAUUACUGUCUGGAAACAGAAUAAUUGGUAGACCUGAUCCUUUGACUGAAUGUGUUCGCGCGUUACUUAGAGUAAAGGUUGCGCCAAACGCCCUCGUAGAAAUAAUAGAAAAUGCAUACAAGAGUGGUUUUCAAAAUGAUGCACUAAAACAAGCAGUCGAAUCUGGAAAAGUUUGGCGCGAAAACUAUCUACCAAAGCUUAUUGAAAUAAUGAAUGAAUAAGGGUUUUAGAUAAGUAGCUGUCCUAUUGGAUUUUAACAUAAUGCCAAUAAAAAUGGUGUUUACUGUGGUUUUCAAAAACUUUAUGUAAUAUAUAAAUGUGCUAUUUAUUUAUUUGUUUAUUAAUGAAUUUUACGCAAACGUAAAAAAAUAUUGUGACAAAACUUAAAAUACUUUAAUUUGGUGGGCGGUACACUUCAUGUAGUUUUACUUAACAAAAUCAAAAAUAAUGACAAUUUUUUCGUUUUUAAAAUUUUUGUUGCUCAGUAAAUUUUGUCGAUAUGAGACUACUUUUGUUUUUCGUAGAUUAAAAGUACAAAAAAAUUCAGGUUGUGUAGCUAUUUUUUUUUUAAAUAAUUUAAUGUUUUGUAUGUAUGUAAAAAAUUACUUAUCUAUAUUUUAUGGCGAUUUAAAUUUUUUUUUGUUUUGUCUUAUGAAAAUCUCUUUUUAUUAUAUUGUAGAAAAAUGGAUGUUCUGGAUAUAUUGAAAAAAAAAAAAAAAUACCCGAAUUUCAAUGAGUUUCCUCAUAGAAGGAUAUUUCUGCGUUUCAUCAUGGCGCUUCAUAGUCAAUGUCAUAAACUUUUGCAAAGACAAAUCUUAUGAAAAAAACAAAUAAAAUAAAUAAACACCAAAUAAAUAAAAAUUGGCAAAACGCAGCCCACACUACUGGUCAGCACAAAGCAACCUACACUACAGUUUAAAAAAAAUAGUAUUAAUAAAAAAACUCUUUAAAAAGCUUGUAUGAUUUAUGUCAGAACCAGAAACGUUAGUAAAAUUGAUGGUACGAUUAAACUCAGCAUGGUGGUUUAACGGCUUGAGCGCUUCAUAAAGCAAGACUAUGUUAUCUUGAAAAGCAAGACUUUGUCUACUUAAAAUGUAAUAAUCUCUCACUUUAAAAUAAAAACCUUUUGUGGUAA